AUGGCUCGUGGCAACCAGCGCGAUUUGGCUCGGGCAAAAGCACUGAAGAAGAAAGAUGGCCUGAAAACAGGAACCAAUAAGUCUGGCACCCAGAUGCAGCGCGACAACGAGACCGCCGCUGAAAUUAUGCGACGAAAACAGGCAGCUGCUGAUGCCCGCAAAGCCGCCGAAGGCAAGAAAUGA
Fusarium odoratissimum NRRL 54006 is the source of this 183-nucleotide messenger RNA. RefSeq lists its product as uncharacterized. Lineage: Eukaryota; Fungi; Ascomycota; Sordariomycetes; Hypocreales; Nectriaceae. The coding region runs from base 1 to 183 and encodes 60 amino acids. The record is from RefSeq and is a predicted model, not a curated record. The transcript has 3 exons.